Messenger RNA from Anopheles gambiae (African malaria mosquito), 780 nucleotides. RefSeq names its product cytochrome b5. The transcript has 4 exons. The record is from RefSeq and is a predicted model, not a curated record. Gene Ontology annotation, cellular component: intracellular membrane-bounded organelle; membrane. Gene Ontology annotation, molecular function: heme binding. Bases 18 to 365 code for a protein of 115 amino acids. NCBI's taxonomy places the organism in Eukaryota, Metazoa, Arthropoda, Insecta, Diptera, Culicidae.
UCCCCGAGACAGCAGCAAUGGCCCCGACGGAACUGCAGCAGUACAGCUUGGCGCAGGUAGCCGAACACAACAAACCGAACGACGUGUGGAUGGUCAUUCACGAUAAGGUGUACGAUGUGACCAAAUUUCUUGCCGAGCAUCCCGGUGGCGAGGAGGUGCUGAUCGAGUUUGCUGGCAAGGAGGCGACGGCCGACUUUGAUGACGUUGGACACAGCACGGACGCGAAAGAACAAAUGAAGCAAUUCCUGGUGGGUGAAAUUAUUGAAGCGGAACGGAAAAAGAAGGUUACCACUGGACAAACUGAUCCCUCGAACGCCGCCGCCUCCUCCUGGUUUGGAUCGAUAAAGGCGAAGCUUUUCGGUUGAUCCCCCCUCCCCCCGUCCGCGACACACGAAUUGCUGUCCUCGCUGGUGUGUUCCUAUUUGUACAUUUCAUCUUUAAACUCCCGUCCUCUGCACACACACAGACACAAACACCCCAAACCCUAAGAAAAGGGGGGGAGAAAGAACCGUGCAGCAUGGGAGGGGACAACGUUUUAGCAUAAUUUUAGUACACAUACACAACACACACACAAUUGGUGCUGGUAGUCGAAUUCGCGUCGAUUCGGUUCGAUUAAUCUCUUUUCGGUUCUGGAAGCACAUUCCCAUCACUUGGCUGUUAUGUGUGUUAGGUUUUAAACGACGGGAGUGAAGGCGUGCAAAGUACUUUAUUAUGUGUUUUUUUUUAUUAUUAUAAUUUUGCUCAAAAAUCGAAUAAAAAAUGACUGAGACAAAGAAGAAA